UAUUAUGAUUUAUUUCUUUCCUCUGAGUCAUCUUAACUUGGAUAUCUACGUAUAAUUAAGCAUUUUAAGAUAUAUUUCCAUUUAAUCUAUUUCAUUUCAGAUUUUUAUAUUAAUAGGUCAUUGUACCUAUUAUUUUUUUGUGUGCUAAAAGUUAAUAAAAAGCCGUCAAACUGGGGAACGAAAUGUCUUCAUCCGCAAUGGAAAAACAUCUGUUUAAUUUAAAAUUUGCUGUGAAAGAGUUAGAGAGAAAUUCAAAGAAGUGUGAAAAAGAAGAAAAGCUGGAAAAAGAGAAAGCAAAGAAAGCAAUACAGAAGGGUAACAUGGAGGGCGCUAGAAUACAUGCAGAAAAUGCAAUCAGACAGAAAAACCAAGCGUUGAAUUAUUUGAGAAUGUCAGCAAGGGUAGAUGCGGUAUCUAGCAGAGUUCAGACUGCACUCACAACUAGGAAGGUUACAAACUCCAUGGCAGGUGUAGUGAAAGCUAUGGAUGCAGCAAUGAAAUCAAUGAACUUGGAGAAGAUAUCCAACCUGAUGGACAAAUUUGAGAGCCAGUUUGAAGAUUUGGAUGUUCAGUCAUCUUACAUGGAGAAUGCAAUGUCACAAACAACCACAACCACAGUGCCCCAGGGUGAUGUAGACCAAUUAUUGCAGCAAGUAGCUGAUGAGGCUGGUCUGGAGCUGAAUAUGGAACUACCCUCAGGCGUCCCGAGCACCUCAAUCGGCACCGCCACUGUCGUGUCACAGGAACAAGACGAGUUGACGCAAAGACUUGCAAGAUUAAGACAAGCGGAAUAAUAUAUAAUUGUCUCAUUUGUACAGUAAUCACUAUUGGAUUUUAUGGUAAACUAAAGUUAUUGGUCAUUAUGUAUAGUUUUUAUAAUAUUUUCUACUGAAGUAAUACUAAUACUACUACUAAUAGUAGUUUACUACUAAUAAUAGUAGUUUUUAUAAUUAACUCAAUGAGGGUCUGUUGAAUUUAUAUAAUUAUCAGUAGAUAAAGCUGAUCUUGGAUCAGUGAAUUUAUUUUGUUGGAAUACGCAAAAUUAUCUCCAAUUUAUAAAUAAUUGUUAGUUUCUUUGUCAUUUACUGCUAUACAGUAUGUAUUGAAAGAAAUAGUUAUGCUAUAAAAAUGCUUUACGUACAAAGUCACAAAAUUCGGUAUGGUGUGAAAGAGAUUUUUUUUUACGCAACUUAGAAAAGCAAACAAGCUGACGGCACACCUGAUAGAGAGUGGUAACCGUCACCUAUAGACAUGAGCAGUACCAUAGAGUCUCGAAAGUUUUUAUUUUUGUUAUAUAUAUUUACCCAUUUACAAAAUAAAAAAAGAUAUAUUGUAUCGGAUUCAUAGACAAGAUUUGCAUACUUUGAUACUAGAUGGCGCUAUUUUGUAAUGAUAAUAUUAGAAACUCGCCUAUGUGAUUUUUUUGACAUUUAGCUCUAGUUUGCCGUAUCAUCCAGUACAGAGUUGUAUCUAUAUUUGUAUUAAAUUUAUUGAGUAAGUUUACGUUUACGAGUAUAAUAUAGAUAGUUUUUAUACAGUAAUAUCACAUUCAAUCCUGAAAUAUCUGUCCGUAAUAUUAAAUGGAAAAAUUACAGGUAGUUUUGAAUUAAAACUUCUGUAUUUAUUUUCAAUUUGAGGAUUAUUACAUUAUCAUAAAUAUAAGAUCGUAAUUAGAUCUAUGUUUUGCUAAUUAAUUUAUGCACUUUCAAUAUCAGUGAUGAUGUGUAAUAUAGUUUUUGUAUUUGUGAUAUACAUAAUGAUCAUAUAUAUGAUAUGAUACUAUCUUAAUGAUAGUGUAAUAACCCUUUUGACAAAAAGUUUCAUUUAACAAAAAAAAAAUAUAUUGGCAUAUUUAAGACUAAUUUCCAGGGGUAGGGGCUGUCCUCCUAUAAAAGGUACAUAUGUAAUCUCUGCAUGUUUGCAAAGUUUCUGGGUGGUACCAGAUGAUUUUGAGGAGAGCAUGGCCUCGACACCUCGUCCUCUUUUAAUAUGCCUAUGGAAAUCUGCUUCACAAUAUAAGUUUCAUUCAAAUUACAGCCACUGUAUUAGAUAGGUGCUAGAAAUUAAUCUUAUGAAUUUAAAAGUUGGUUUGUAUAAUUAUUUUAUUUUAGGAUCAAUUAUAUAGUAUGGAAACUUAAUUUGGUAUCACAAUUAUUAUAAAUAAAUGUUAUCAAUAAAUUUA
This is a messenger RNA of Galleria mellonella (greater wax moth), 2182 nucleotides long. RefSeq names its product charged multivesicular body protein 1b (gene Chmp1). The record is from RefSeq and is a predicted model, not a curated record. Bases 183 to 794 code for a protein of 203 amino acids. NCBI's taxonomy places the organism in Eukaryota, Metazoa, Arthropoda, Insecta, Lepidoptera, Pyralidae. Gene Ontology annotation, cellular component: multivesicular body; ESCRT III complex. The transcript has 4 exons. Gene Ontology annotation, biological process: protein transport; endosome transport via multivesicular body sorting pathway; late endosome to vacuole transport.